AUGCAAAAUAUUCAAUUGGUUCGAGAAUUACAUAGAGCUGGCCACUAUAUCAUAAUUCAAACAGCUCGUCGAAUGAAGACUCGUGAAGGCAAUGCUGGUGCAGUCAUUGCUGAUAUUGGACAAGUAACACUCGAAACAUUGGCUGAAUUCGACAUACCAUAUGAUGAGCUGCUGUUCGGAAAACCAUAUGCUGAUGUUUAUGUUGACGAUUCGGCUAUUCAUGCUUUGAUUGAUACGACAAAAGAGAUUGGUUGGUCACUUGAUAAUACUCUAUGCGCGUCUCGAAAUCAAAAGCAAAGAAAAGGCUUUAUUUGCUCUCGGCAUUUUAACAUAGUUCAACAGUUAGAUAAUUCAAUUAUCAAAAGUUCUGCAAUCGACUGUCUUCAAGGUGAAAUUUACUUUUAUCAAAAUAUUCCGCCAUUGAUUGUGAACUUAUUUCCACAGCUAGAAGGUAUUGAAACAAACAAAGAUGCUGGUAUUACAUCCAUAAUUAUAGAAAAGAUCAAUGGUAUUACUUAUUCACAUUUGUUCACAAAUUUGUGUUUGACCGAAGGUCGAUUAUUAAAAUUUCUAUCAUCAUUAAAACGUAUUCACUCGUCAUUGCCGAUGGAACUUACGCAACUAAAAUCAAAUAUUUAUGCAAAUUAUUCCAGCAAAAUUUUAUCGCGCUACAAUCAAUAUAUUGACAUAUAUAUAAAUCUGGACGAAUAUUUUAAAGAUAAUUUCGAAUCAUCAAUGAUCCCGUCAAAAGAAUUUGUCGAUUAUUUCAUUAAGUAUUUCACUGAAUAUGAAAGGUCUAAACGUGGUCAACAUAAUCCAAUUAUUCAUGGUGAUCCAGUCUUCAGUAAUGCUUUAUUAACACAAGAUAGUCGGGUAGUCUUUUUAGAUAUGCGAGGAUCUUUAGGGUCAGAAUUAACUUUACAAGGUGAUUUGAAUUAUGAUUUAGCAAAAGUAUAUCAAUCACUAAGUGGAUAUGAUUUCAUUUUAUUGAACAAAGUCGAUUUACUUUCAACAACGAUAGUGGAAACAUAUCUCUCGCAACUCGUUCGAACAUUUGAGAAUUUUGUUUCGAGAGAAUAUUCAAAUGUUGCCAGUUCAGCUGAUUUAAAAAUCAUUACAGCGCAAUUAUACUUCACCUUGAUACCACUGCACAAUACUUUCGAACAUCAAAUACAGUUUUAUAAACUUGCAAUAAAACUAUAUCAUGACAGUACGUUAGAAAAUAUUCAUUAUACCAAACUGAACGAAUAA
Messenger RNA from Rotaria sp. Silwood2, 1251 nucleotides. The record is from the annotation of a GenBank genome assembly. NCBI's taxonomy places the organism in Eukaryota, Metazoa, Rotifera, Eurotatoria, Philodinida, Philodinidae.